CGUGGAGAGAUGGUAUUACUUGUUGCGGUCCAGAGCAUCUCCACUCACUCCAAAUCACACCCUCUCCACUCUAAGCUUCUGCGAUGCGACUGACCUCGACUAUACCAUACUGUAAACCAGUCACGAAACUCGACCUAGAACAUCACAGGCUCAUCAGCCUUGCAAAAUAACGUUUACUUCCGCCCUGCCACCCUGGAUGGCCCAGCAUCUAGACCCUUCAAAAACCACCCUUCACCCCAGGAUUACCGCUCAUUGAUCCCCCUGUGCAGCAACCACGAAAUUUAAUAACGCACCAACCCGUCCCAUUCGCGACGCGCAUCGGAGAAUUCACGAGGGCCCGACGCUUUCAGAUCCGCGCCGAAACCACUGGCUACCCUGCAACCUGGGAUUAAUGUUUUGGAAACCCAGCGGUGCUGCUCGAACUACGACCCGUGGAGUGAUUGCCUAACCAAUCGCCACGAGAUGUCAGACCCAGCAGAGAAGGCGUUAAAGCCCAAACCGAGCGUCAGGCUCCUACAGAUGCAAGAUUUCUUUUCACAACCGGUGACCGCUGCGUUCUGCGCUGGAGGUGUUGCCGGCGCCGUCUCUCGAACUGUCGUCUCGCCUCUAGAGAGGCUCAAGAUCUUAUACCAAAUCCAGGGUGCUGGUCGUCAAGAAUACACUCAGUCCGUCACGAAGUCAUUGGCUAGGAUUUGGCGUGAGGAAGGAUGGAAGGGGUUCAUGAGGGGUAACGGCACAAACUGUGUCCGUAUAGUACCAUAUUCUGCCGUGCAGUUUGGUAGCUACAACUUCUACAAGAAGUUCUUCGAGCCAACACCUGGUGCCGACCUCUCGUCGUUCAGGCGAUUAAUAUGCGGAGGAGCCGCUGGAAUUACUUCUGUUUUCUUUACUUACCCACUUGAUAUUGUCCGCACCCGCCUUUCGAUUCAGUCAGCCUCAUUCGCCGCGCUUAGCAAUCUUCACAAAUCCAAGUUACCCGGGAUGUGGAGCACCAUGGUCAUGAUGUAUAAGACCGAAGGCGGCAUUCUUGCUCUAUACCGAGGCAUCGUACCCACCGUUGCUGGUGUUGCACCCUACGUCGGCUUGAAUUUUAUGACUUAUGAACUUGUACGGAAACACUUUACACCAGAGGGUGAUAAAAACCCCAGCGCCCUACGUAAACUUGCCGCAGGCGCAAUCUCGGGAGCCGUUGCACAGACGUGCACAUACCCAUUCGAUGUCCUACGGCGACGCUUCCAGAUCAACACCAUGUCGGGGAUGGGUUAUCAGUACAAGGGGGUAUUCGACGCCGUGAAGGUAAUUAUCGCACAGGAGGGCGUCAAGGGAUUAUACAAGGGCAUCGUCCCGAACCUGCUCAAGGUUGCGCCCAGUAUGGCGAGUAGCUGGCUCAGCUUCGAGAUGACAAGAGACUUCUUGGUAGGUAUGAACGAUGAUGUUUCAAAUAUCUGAAUGAUUAGGGGUGGGGGUGGGGGUGCGUGAAACUGCUGGUGGUGGUCAUUCGUCACAUUAGGAAGCGGUAUGCAAAUAGACGACGGGAUUUUAUAGAUCACUUGUACAAAGCCAUAUUUGAUAUAUAACUAUAUACAGUAAUAGAAAGAGAUUAUACGUACCGCUUUGUGUCGGGAUCCAAGAAUCACCAGGUGAGUAGAGGAGAGAGGCACGUGAGGUGAGUUUGACAAUGCCGGCAG
Messenger RNA from Pseudogymnoascus verrucosus, 1688 nucleotides. RefSeq lists its product as uncharacterized. The transcript is spliced from 5 exons. Lineage: Eukaryota; Fungi; Ascomycota; Leotiomycetes; Thelebolales; Thelebolaceae. Bases 463 to 1449 code for a protein of 328 amino acids. The record is from RefSeq and is a predicted model, not a curated record. Gene Ontology annotation, biological process: transmembrane transport.